AUGCAUAGAUAUAAAAUACUGAUACCAAGAUUUUCUGUUGGCCUUUUGGCAUUUUCAUUCGUCGUUUUUAUACUGCAUGUGUCGGAAUAUAAUAAUGUAUCCGCCGAGUCUGGAAAGUCGGAUAAUAUAUCACGAAUUAUUAGCGUUGACCAAGAUACACAUCAAUUCUUGGAUAAAUUCGGUAGGGAGAAAUUCUUUCGUGGUUUGAGUGUGGUCUAUAAAGGAGCACCAUAUUACCCGGUAAUCGAUAAAUUCAAUGCAACUACAUCGUUUACUGAAAAAGACGCACAAAUACUUCAAUCAGUUAAUAUGAAUGUAAUCCGAUUAGGUGUAUUAUGGGCAGCUGUCGAGCCAAGUAAAGGAAAAUACAAUGAUACAUAUUUGGAUGUAAUUCGUGGGAUCGUAGAUAAUUGUAAAAAGUACGGAAUUUAUGUGUUGUUGGACUCUCAUCAGGAUGUUAUGUCGGAAAAGUUGUGCGGUGAUGGGGCAAUUGGCUUGAUUCCGUUCCCACUCCCAAUUAGCUUACCCCCAUCUUAUAAAGACGGAAAUCCCGUUAUUUGUCCAUUAAAUUGGCCAGCUCUAUACUUAAGUAAUGCAGUUUCGGUUGCCUGGCAGAAUCUUUACGAUAAUCGUAAUGGACUUCUAGAUGCAUUCUCUGCACAAUGGGCUUACAUUGCCCAAAAAUUCAAGGACGUAGAUAAUGUGCUCGGAUAUGAGAUUAUAAAUGAACCAUGGGCGGGAAAUAUAUUUGCAAAUCCUAAACUUUUAGAGCCGAAAACUGCCGAGUCGACAAAUAUCCAAAGGCUACUUGACAGCGUAAAUACUGCCAUAAGAAAAGUAGAUGAUAGAUCUGUCCUUUUUUAUACAGGCGUAACAUGGGAUAAUUUUGGCAAUGCGCUCUCUGUUCCUGGUGGUAAUAACUACAAAAAUAGGAGCGCGUUAAGCUUUCAUUAUUACAAGCUUCCUCACAUCACUGGUGUUGAAGUUCAGUUUGUAAAGAGAGCAGAAGAUAUCAAAAGGACUGGUGGUGGUCAAAUGCUUACUGAAUUCGAUUCAUCGUGGAAUAGCGGAAAAGAAGUCGCUGAUAUUCUCAACGUUAUACAAAAAGCUGAUAAAUACCUCGUCUCCUGGAUUGGUUGGCAAUACAAAGACUUCUUCUCGCAACGACUCUCUAUUCGACCAGGCGUUAGCGACGAAGGCCUCAUCAACAAAGACACCGGUGAAAUACGUCCCGAAAUGGCAAAACUAUUUUCGCGCACAUAUCCAGAAUCGGUCGCCGGUAAAACUCGAAAUUUUUUCUUUAAUGAUACCGAUAGCUCUUUCUAUCUGGUUUAUAAGAUAGAUCCGUCUAUAAAAGCACCAACAGUGAUUCGAGUUCAGACUACAUAUAAUUAUCCGAAGGGGUUGAAUAUUACAGCUGCUCCUGCAGAAAAGGUUAAGAUUACGCAUGAUGGUAAUUUAGUGUAUAUUGAUGCGGUGGAAGGAAAAGCACAAAAGAAUGAUUUGAUUGUUGUUAAUGUUGUAGCGAAGUAA
Ambispora gerdemannii is the source of this 1533-nucleotide messenger RNA. NCBI's taxonomy places the organism in Eukaryota, Fungi, Glomeromycota, Glomeromycetes, Archaeosporales, Ambisporaceae. The record is from the annotation of a GenBank genome assembly.